CAACACUACUAUAUAACAAAUAAUUUGAGAAAUGUAGUGAGGAUUGAUAGUACAAUGCAAAAUAGUCGUACUAAGCUGAAUGGUUUGAGGAUAAUCUAGCAAAGAAAGAUAAGAAAGCCUUAAAGAGGGAUCAUCAAUAUUAGAUAUGAGAGUGUAUACAAUCGAACAAAAGCAAUCGCAGACCACUUUGCAAGCAAACUUGAAGGUGGUGCUGUCGAUAUCCUGUGAUACCAGUUCCAAUUCUUACUCUAGUAAAAACACUGUUAACAUUGAUGAGAGUAAGAUCAAAUCUAUCAAGAUCGGAGGGAACUUUAUUGCUUACUUGACUAUUGAUGGCCAGGUGUUUGCUGUGUAUUACAAUGUAAAGGAGAACACAACGACCACGUCAACAUUGCCUGCUAGUAUACUCGAUACUACAAAAAAGAGAGCAAGGUUGUCCCAAGAGAGCUCCAGUAAACCGGAUCGUAUGAAGCACAGGAAGAGACCACGCGUUGAUAGUUUACUAUCAGAUUUGUUACGAGAGUACAGCAGCACAGUUAACCAAUCAGAAGAGGGUGUGAGUGUUUGGGGGAACAGCCCCUCGUCUCCUAGUAAAACUGAUACCUCUAAAACAUACUGUCCAACUGCUCCUUCAUUCCCUUCAGAGAAAAGUGCAUCUGCAGACCAUACAGCAGCCUCUCUGGAAAACACAGACUGUAGUGAUGUGGAACAAGACACACAGCUUCCUUCAACCAGCGAGGUCUUCUUAUCUGACUACUACAACAACAUUCAGUCUCAAGUCAGGUCCGAUCAGACAAGAGAACAUUUAAAAGAUAACAAAUCAGAAAGUGGUUAUGGAGGUGCAGAUAAUAAGACUAAACCAGAGGUAUCACAGCCAGUACAAUGGGCUAACUCGCGUGACAACUCGCUCUACUUCACAAUGAUUGCAGCUACAAAGUGCGCUGUACUGCUCGUCUGUUCUAACGGUCAGUUGUGGAGAUGGGAUAUGUUAGAUAACACAUUUGAAGAACACCCACUCUAUAAGCUGUACUGUGGAGAUAAGCCCGUAGUUAAGAUACAUUCCAGUAACCUCCGCAUAACCGUGCUUUUGGAGACUGGGGAGAUUGCUGCGUUCUAUGACAACUUUAUAUCAGGUAUCUCCCAACCUAUGAUAAUAUCAGAGCUGUCCCAUUCUGCUGAGCAAAUAGUAGGACUAGAAGAUGAAACUGUGGUGGAUAUUAAAUCUGGCGAUUUUAUCUCCUCUGUUCUUACUAAGUCAGGUAAAAUACUGUGGUGGGGGAUGUUACAGAAGGAAGUGUCUGGAGCAUCGAAAGCUAAGUCUACUCUCAGUAGCAGCUCCAUCAAGAGUGGCUGCCAGGUGGUACUAAAGAACAAAGCUAACGAUAUCCUGAUAGGAAGCCUAGUCUACACUGCGUACCCACAAAGCAAACUAGGGAGAGUAGAGGGUUGCUCUGGGAACAGUGUUAUUGUUAGGUUGUGUGACAGAACAUCUUCUCCAACAGCUGAGAAACCGAAAGUAGAGACGUGGUCUAACUCUCAGAUAAUAGUACUGGAGACAACAAUAGUUCCUUUAGGCACUGUUAUUGGACUACACGGAACAAACGCUAUAAUCAUGACAAGUAGACACACUGACCCUCAGCGGUUCAGGAGCGAGUGGAAACAGUAUCGCCGCAUGUUCUCUGAAGGUCAGUUAGAUAAGCUGAGAGACGAGGAUGUAGAGAUGGAACCCAAGAAAGAGAAUGAGAAUGUUAUGGAGAUUGAUGGAAGUAGCGUGGCUAGUGAUAACGCAACCAGUGCUUAUCCUAACCUCUGUGUUUAUCCUGUAUCGGAUCUGGAAGUGUACGAGAGCUGUGGGCACUCCCACGAGAUACAGAAGACACCAGUAAACCUACUCGCUUCUAAAACAGUUAACCUCCAAGAUUACAAAGCACUGUCGUUUAGUAUAGAUCACACUGGUAACCUAACAGUGUUAGCGAGGAGCAGAACUAACAAUAACAUCUACAUGCUCACUAAGGACUGUGUUAGUGAACAUUGUGAGGCGAUACAGGAACCUGACUCUGGCUUCCUCAGUCAUGUCGAGAAGAUGAGUAUGUUGUCUACACCUGAUGUGGUAAUGGUGGUGGAUAACAACAGUGUGCCCUUCGUCCCUCCUCUUCCUACCUCGCUCAACUUUAGAGAGUUCAACUAUCUGCCCAGUCUCAAUGCUAUUGACAUCAAGCAGGAGAUAUCCACUAUCCCGGGACGAUCCCGAUUGAUAGUGGCAAUAGCAAAGCAAGCCCAAGUGAUAAUGCCAGUAGUAUUACAAGGGGACCUCAAGUACCUCUCGCACGUUAAACUACAAGAACAGGGACCUGGACAGAACAUGGGUAAACGUCCUUAUGGCAAGGCAGUACCUACAUGGGGUGAGUUAGUUCACGCACUAGAGACUGAGAGGGACGCGUGUGGGAGGUCCUGUUUACACGUGUGCGCGAUAGCUAAACCUAACCCCCUCCGCAAGCAACAGAAGAGAGCUCCCUCCGGAAACAGCAGUCUGCUUCCAAUUAGAGUCGACGACUCCUAUUUCCACUCGAUAACACUGAUAAAGCGCACGUGUUCGUUUGAAGAGUUAAGAUACAGACACUAUACUGUGGAGAGACAGAAGGAACUUAAGGAACAUGACAGAUGGUUAAAUGUCAUGAGAUUUAUAUGUGGUAUUGAGACUCUGGACCUUGUUAAACUGUUGACGCUGACAGACAAUGCCGGUUACACGCCCUUCAUAGCAGCAAUAGCCUCAAAGAACUAUAACAAUGCAUGGUAUCUUCUACCCAUAAUAGUAAAGCUAGACAAGAAGCACCCAGGUCUGAUGGAUCAGGCUGUGUGGAAGAGGCUGCAGUAUAAUACAACUGUCUACCAUAUACUAGCACAGGGUUUGUUGCACAGUGCACUGAUAAUACAACAAAUACCCACCUGGUGUACCGAACAGACACUGCAGAACCUCUUCUGUCAGAAAUACUCUUCUAUCUACAAAGUUAUCAUCCAACAGAAGCCUAAGAACAUGGUGAAGUCAGUGCGAAGGUUGUUUGACACAAAUAAGCCAAUGACUGUACGGGACAGAAUCCUCAGAUCCUUCAUGAGGGGACCCUCCGGAGGCUCCUCUAAUUCUACCUCACAUUUUAAAUAUAGUUCUAAGCAACAGCAAGGUAUUAUCUUCUUCUCGGACCCUCAAGAAGCACGCCGCGCGCUUAUACAGAUGGACGGUUAUGUGAUCCCCGCUAAAGCUAACAACCAGCGCAGUAGGACCUCCUACUUCUUAUCUAACUCUAAUCCAGGGGGUUUCUUCGAGGUCUCAGUACGGUUUGUAGCUAGGGAAGUUAGGGGCUUCUUUUUAACUCCUAGCAAGAAGAAAACAUCCCGGGUCAAGGAGGAGUUCGAGCUAACUCAGGAGAACUACAGAAGGAUGCUUGCGGAGGCUUUACUAAAGGACUACAGUGGUUGUGUUAACGACCUAUGUGAGACUCCAUUAGCUACCUUCGUUAACGAGAGUAUAUACAGUAAAUUAGAGGAUAGAAAGAAAGGAGAGAAAGGUUUCUCUUCAGAGCACCUCUUACCUUCUCACAGACUGGAAAGAGGAGUGACGGCUGCUUGUAUGAGAGACUCGAGUGCAAGUUUCCCUUACUCAGUCAGUGCUGGUCUAGCAUCACGUAUACCAGUCACUGUCAGAAGACCACGCCUCUCACAGCGCUCUAUUCAACUUGACAGUCAUAGAUCUGACUUGGGAGACAGGUAUAAUCCUAGUAACAGCAAUGCACCUACUCUACUUCACCCCACCGCUUACUUCUACUCUUCUCUGCUACCUGACGAUCACAUAGAUAGACUUAUUGUAAACCGUAGAAGAGCUCCAGAUGCAGAAGUAGCAAACGACCGUGCAAACUUUUCUAUAUCGAGUGAUAUCGAAGAAGAAGAGACCAGUGUUACUCUGCCCCCACUCCCCCCUUCUAGAUACUUUGAAGAGUUACAAGAAGACCUAGCAAGAGUGCGAGAGGACGAGUUAGAGUUAAGAAGGAGGGCAGGACCAUCUACUGAUAUAUUCGGGAACCACGUCGGAGGACAGGGGAGUGGGUGGGGUGAUAUCAGACAGAGCCCUAUGUCAGAUGAUAUGUUCUUACCUUUUGAAAACCUUAUGCCCACUGAAGUAGUGCCCUCUCCGUCUCUUUCUAGGGUAUUCGAAGAAGACCUGGCGUACGCGCUGAAUGUGCUCCCGAACCAGCCAGUUCUCCCUACCUCCUCCCUUCCCGCCUCUUCCCCGGUGUUACACGUCUCCUCCCCUGUCCUCCCCAGCAUGUCCAAUCUCCCUACCUCUAGUAAACAGAGCACCCCUCCUCUUAUCAUAAAGUCAGAAUCUAGAGCUGACAAACAGGAAGAGUUUGACUCAAUACCCGCCUACCCAACUGAAAAGCAGACUACUAGUUUAGACUGUGUUGCUAAGCAACUGUGUGCUAACGAGCUUGUCGUGGUUACUACUAUCUACUGUUCCUAUAGCAACAGUAAAACUCUACCCCCUGAUUUGAGUAAAGAGAUGAGUGAAGAUAAGAGCCCCUCCAAACAGGAGCAAUCUACUGAGGGUAACGAUACACUACCCUACUCGUUACCAGAAAUAGAAGCAACCUCAGAUAGAGUAGAUAACGUGCAGUACAGUCACGAGAUGACAUGUUUUACACAUAACCUGGUUGCUAACACCACUAACGGGGCAGACAUUACCGCUACUCUCUCUAAAAUGCUGGAGAGGAAGGCUCCGGGAGCCCUGUAUAUUGCAAUGCUGUUUAUUCGGAGUUUAGUUAAGUACCUGACGUUACAGCUGACUAAUAUAGGACCUAGGGAGUGUCUGACUGACAUGCCAGAGUAUAGACUGGCUGUGGAGACUAGGAAACUGCUAGAGUCUUUUGGUUGGUUGGCGGUGAGAGAGAUUCUCCAGUCAGCUGAAGCUCUUUUUCUCCCAAUACAAUACAACACCUUCAAGUCUCAGACUCAUUCUUCCGUAAUGGAGCAACACAUCUUCCCUCACCCCCCUGGCUUCAUGUUCCCUUCCUCUGCAUCUCAAGCUAUAUCUCUACACCCCAGUACCUACAUGAGACAAUGUCCACUUCUUAAAGAUAGAGCUACCUCUCCCAAACUUAAAAAGAAAUUAUCGCUGGUAGCGGAGCCACGUUUAUCAGGAGGAGAUGAAGACGAGAUGAGCGGGGACGAGCUAACGGACGAGGAGUCCGUUAAUGACGACUCUUCUCACUCAUUCCUUACUCAGAUCAAUAUAUUCGAUGUGGUGGACAACUUCUUCAACCCCAACCCGCCCCAAGUUACUCCCUCGGAAGAAGACCCCUACCUAAUGUGGGCUGUUGAUGGUCAAACUACUACAUUCAGACCAGUCUUCAGAACACAACACAGCGCUGAGGAGAUGACACUGUUACGUGAGAACAGCAGUGAGAGGGGGAAGAACACACUAUCGUGUGUCUUUAGUCGACUUAUUAAGUCCGCUACUGAUAUCGCCAGUAACACCCACAACACUCUGUGUGACUCAGUAAAGCCCUCCUGUGAAGAGACCCUACAAACCUGCUGGUCCUGGUUGGAACCUAUAGUAACCAGUCUGGAGUCUCAGUUCCUGAAAGCUAAGGAGUUUGAUCUGGAGCGGUACUCUGCUAUGUUGAAACAAGGAGAGAGGAAGAUAAGGACAUUGUACAACCCUGGUAGUAUGUCUAAAAGUAGCAUCACUGCCUCUUUCUCUCAAGAGUACGUGAUGUACCUGCUAGACUCACACACUACCAACUCCAGCAACUCACUCCCCAUACUCGACAUUAAGAGCUACAAACACAUAGUGUAUGUGUUCGACACAAUGUUCUAUGUAAUCUCCAAGUGGCCCCGAGUAGCCAGCAGAGGAGAUGGUGCUGGUUCCAGUAGUGGGACUGGUUCUCUGAGCUCUGGUACUUUCCUCAAGAGAUCUCCUUCACUGGACUUCGGGCAGGAGGGUAGAGUGGGAGCGGGGGACACAGUGGUCAACAAGGAUUUAGAUAGGCCUGUACACGUACAGCUCCCUCUGGCUCUACAACCUCACCUCCUCACUCCCAUGGCAACCAGAGAAACUCUCUUCUCCACCGUCUACACAUCUGAUAAGAAGGAGUCAGCUAACUGCUGGAGAGGGAAAGAGUCCCUGAAACAGGCUCUUAAAAGAAAGAGCAAGCUCCUUAAAUACACUCCUGCAGAGUUCCUGUCCUCGUUUGAGUCCACAACCCGGGUAUUUAGUACGUACUACCUGGGAGAGGGACCUGGUAUUGAAAAGGAUAGUGUUCUUAAUCUCAAGGCUUGCUACUCUGGUAAAACUGCAAGGUUCAUCAGGCAGAUAAAGGAAGUUAAACUGCUGGUACAAUCCCAGAACAGGCAGGAGAUGAGGGAUCUGCCUCCUCGUAUCUACAAUCUACACAUCUACAUUAAUAGAAGCAGACUUCUAUCUGACUCUAUUAAAGCUCUGUUGGAGAUGACACAACUCCACCCUGUUAACUACAGCGUUAAGUUCGAGGGAGAAGAGGGUGGGGGUCCUGGUGUGAAUAGAGGAUGGUUCAGUGUCCUGUGCUCCUCCCUCAGAGACAAGACCAAGUACCCAGACAAAACUCUCCCACUAUUCCAGUGUCCGGGGAGACUCCCCGAACAAGCUGAGAACAUGUCGCCCCUCCCCUGGGACCCCUCCCUCUACCACAACAACUCUCUCCUCUACAAGCAGAGAAUAGAGGGGUUCCGAGCGUGUGGCAGGUUCCUGGGACUGGCCCUCUGGUUUAAGCAGACCCUGCCUAUUAAACUGUGCAGACACGUGUGGAAGUACUUGCUGGGGAGGGAGCUGUGUUGGGCUGAUCUAGCGUUCUAUAACAGUGACCUGUACGAGGGACUCAGGGCUAUGUUGAAUGAUGCUAAGUGGAUGACGGAGGCGGAGUUUGUGGAGGUGUAUCCUUGUACUUUCGAGGUCGAGAUAAACGGCAGAUCACGUGAACUGAAACCUGGUGGAAGUCAGCUGCCUCUCACUAAGCUGAAUGUAGAGGAGUACAUACAGGGUUACAGCGAGCAGCUCAUGGUGCACUCAGUAAAGGAGGAGUUGGCGGCACUAAAACAGGGCUUUACAGAUAUCAUCCCUCCCCAUGUACUAGCAGGACUAACAGCUGAAGAUCUGACUCUCCUCCUGUCCGGGGGGUGUGGAGAAAUCCCAUUUGAGAAGCUGUGUAGUAUUAUCACCUUCGUUAACAGCAUCGGCUGCAGUCAGAAACGUCUUGAACAGUUCAAGAGGUGGUUCUGGAAGAUCGUAAAGGAUAUGAACCAAGCCGAGAGACAACAACUGCUCUACUUCGCUACAGGAAGCUCGACUCUUCCUCCACUGGACCACAACACUGAGCGGUCACGUGACAGGAUCAGUAUCACAGUAGACAUACAACACGACUCUAGGAACGCCCUGCCCAUGGCUUCUACCUGUGGACAGAGGAUCUCAAUACCACUCUACCGUUCUUACUCAAUGUUAAAGGAUAAACUAUCACUAGCAUUGCAGUGUCUUAGUUACGGACUGGGUUAAGAUAAUGGGUGAACUGUGUUGCCAUGGUUACCAUGGUUACAGUGGUUACUGUGGUUACUGGGGUUAGUAGUGGUUAUGUUACCAUGGUUACAUUGGUUACUGGUUGUGAGACUAUGGUUACUAUUAUAGUCAGACUGAACUUGUAGUAAAGUUUAUCACUGCUACAUUUUAUAUUUCUGUGGAAUGUCUGGAAAUGUGCUACUACAAAUUUACAGAUUACUUUUAUCUGAAGUGUGAUAUUAGCUGAUCUGUUGCUAAAUUUAAUACUAUAGAUAAACUGGAAGGUGCUCAUUGUUUUAACUUAAUAAUUUUAUUAAAAUAGUAAUUAUUUUGAUAUUUUAACUCAUU
This is a messenger RNA of Bolinopsis microptera, 7927 nucleotides long. RefSeq lists its product as uncharacterized. The coding region runs from base 146 to 7579 and encodes 2477 amino acids. Gene Ontology annotation, biological process: positive regulation of canonical Wnt signaling pathway; protein polyubiquitination. The transcript is spliced from 49 exons. Lineage: Eukaryota; Metazoa; Ctenophora; Tentaculata; Lobata; Bolinopsidae. The record is from RefSeq and is a predicted model, not a curated record. Gene Ontology annotation, molecular function: ubiquitin-ubiquitin ligase activity; nucleic acid binding. Gene Ontology annotation, cellular component: nucleus; cytoplasm.